AUUCCGAAGGCUACAGAGGCUACACGUGAGCCAUGGAUACGCCGCUGAGGCGCAGCCGGCGGCUGGAAGGCCUGAAACCUCUGUCUCCAGAGAACCUUCCUGUCCCCGAAGUCUCUCGGGCGAAACGGGCUCUUGUAGGUUUCAAGUCGAUCCCUGAAGAAACAGAAGAGCUCAAGUCUCCGAGAGUUCCACCACUGAGCCUUCAGUCUCCCGAACCUCAGCCGGAGACGAGCCCCGGAUCACCCUGUCCUAGACAGGAUGCAGGCGAUGGGUCCCCACAAAGGCAGCCAGAGCCUCACCCCGGGUCCCUUCAACCUCAUCAAGAUCUGGGCCUGGAGUCACCUGCAGGACAGACAGAGUCGAGCCCGGAAUCCCCGCAACGAGAGCAGCCAUCCAAAUUACCUCCCCCACAGGGAGAACUGGACUCUGAGGCGGCCCACGCUAAAGAGGAGGUGAUCCCAGGAUCCCCCGAGCCUUGCCCGGGCCAGCAAGCACCGGGUCCCGAGCCCUCUCAGCCAGCACAGGAGCUGACAGUCCAGGCACCUAGCUCCCCAGAGCGCCAGUUGGAGCCAGGCAAGCUGCCUCCGGCGGGAGAGACAGUAACAGAAAGUCCCAACCUAAAGAAGCGAGUUAUAGCCUCUCCCCAGGCCCCAGCGUCCAAGAAAUUGAAAGAGAAGGAGGAGCUUCCUGUAAUUCCGAAAGGGAAGCCCAAAUCCGGACGUGUGUGGAAAGACCGCUCCAAGAAGAGGUUCUCACAGAUGGUUCAGGACAAGCCCCUGCGUACCUCCUGGCAGCGGAAGAUGAAGGAGCGACAGGAGAGAAAGCUGGCUAAGGACUUCGCCCGGCACCUGGAGGAGGAGAAACAGAGGCGCCGGCAGGAGAAGAAAGAGCGCCGGGCUGAAAACCUGAGACGCCGUCUAGAAAAUGAACGCAAGGCUGAGAUUGUCCAAGUGAUCCGAAACCCUGCCAAGCUCAAGAAAGCAAAGAAGAAGCAGUUGCGUUCCAUUGAAAAACGAGACACACUGGCCUUGCUCCAGAAACAACCACCCCAGAGGCCUGUAGCCAAGGUCUGAGCUCAGGACAGUCCAUAGGCCUCAGCAAACAAGGCACUUCUCAGACCACUGACUGACACCUCUCCUGGAGCCAGCACACCAACGCUGUCACAUUAAGACGGAGACUCCAGCCUAGAGGGAACUGACGACUAUGCUGGGACUCAAGAGAGAUUUAACUGUCCCCAUCUCCUUUACUGCCUGUUCCAAAGUGCCUUAUGGUCAUAAACUGUUGCUGGGUGGUUGCAGCAAUGCACACCUUUUAUCCCCGUGCUUAGGAGACAGAGACAGGCAGCUCUCUCAGAGUUCAAGGCCAGUCUUGUCU
Molecule: messenger RNA, 1374 nt
Organism: Mus caroli (Ryukyu mouse)
Lineage: Eukaryota; Metazoa; Chordata; Mammalia; Rodentia; Muridae
Gene: Ccdc86
Product: coiled-coil domain containing 86
Cellular component (GO): nucleolus
Source: RefSeq, a predicted model, not a curated record